AUGGCGUCAAAUCCAAACGCCUCCGUCUCCGCCACUCAAAUUGUAACCGCCGCUGAGUUCCAUGAAAAAAUGCCUCUAUCAAGUUCCCUUCCUAUCAGAGCUCCUCUGACUCUUGAUGAUUCCGAAACUGAUUUUUCAAGUGACGCCACACUUUCCGAUACCGCCUCAAACUCUGACCUAGAGCCCGAACCACAUUUUGCCUCUCAACAAGAUGAAGAAGAAGGAGAAGAGUGUUUUGAACUUGACGAUCUUUCCCCUCUCGUGCAAGUACCUUUGCGUGUUACUCCAUUCGCUCAUUUAUCUACCAAAGACGAAGACGAAGACGAAGACGAAGAUGAAGAUGAAGACGAAGAUGAAGGUGAAUACGAAGAUAAUGAAAUGUUAAGUGAUGUGAGAAUACCGGAGAACAUUGUCGUCGCACCGAUAAUUAAGACGCUGAACGUUGAAGAAAGUUCCGAGAAUUUACAUGCAAACGAGUUGACAUUUUUGGAGAAUACAAGUUCCGGUGUUUCCAUUGAUGAGGAAAUGCGUGGUAAUGGAUUAAGAGUAGCUUGUGAUGGAAGCUCUAUUGCAACUGAUUCGGAUGCUAUGUCGCAGUGUUCACAAGACAGUUUGAACAAUGAGGAAUUUGAGAAGGUAAAAGUUGCUUUAAAUGAAUUAGAAAAAGUUGAAAUAAUUAGGGUUGAUUUGAUUGAGAAUGACGAUGCUGUAAUACAAAGGAAUUGGGAAGUGGACAACAACACUGGUACCACUGAUACGGUGGAAGAAAUUUCAAAUACUUGUUUAUUGGAAUCAUAUGCCGAGGACUGUAGCGAAACUAUGAUGCCACAGCAGAGUAUAAGUGUUGUCGAUUUAGGUGAACAGAGUCCCCAAGCAGAUGAAAAUAUUGAAGAUAGCAGCACAAUACUGGCUUCAAAAGCUACAUUACAUGAUUCUUCUGCUGAUAUGGUGGAAGAAAUUUCAAACACUGGCUUAUUGGAGUUCAAUGAUGAGGGUUUUACAGACAGCAUGAUGCUGGAGGAGAAUACAAUUGUUGAAUUUUUAGAAUUCUUAGAAGAAAAGAAUCCCCAUUCAGGUGAAUCUCUAUCAGAUGCCUUAGCUGAAAAUAGUGAAUAUAUUACUAAAACAACUCAAAGUAAUGCAGCUAAUGGAAGUCAAGAUGUUGCUGCUUCUCAUCAAGAAAGUGAGAGUGAGAAACUGGAAAGCAUAACUGAAUAUGUAGUUAACUCAAAAGCUAUGCUGCAUGAUUCUGCUGUUGGUUUUGAAUGCAAUGGCGAUGCUUGUGAAGGUAACAAAAUUCAGGGUGUUGAGUAUUCUGAACAUUCUGAUCCUGCACUACUUGAAAAGUGGGCAUAUUUGGAGAAGGGUUUGUCUGAAACUGUUUCAAGUGUUAUUCAAGAAGAUGGGCUGUUUUGUGAUAACCAUUCAAAUGAAAAUGUGGAAACAUUGGACUUCGGAGACACUGUAAAUAAAGAGGCUACUACGGAGCUAAACAUAGUAAGUCAAGAAUCAAAAAGAGAAGGUUCAGCUUUGGAUGAAGAUAUGGAAGAGUAUAUGUCAGUUGGCCUUGAGCAGUUCAGGGAACAAAUUGCAGCUCUCUCUAUUCUUUUGAGUUCAAAAGGUUCUGGAAAGAACUCUCAUGAAGAACAGACGGUCAGUAGUCCAGAUGGAAGAAUGAACUUAUCAAAGGAUGAUGUGAGAAGUCAAUUAUUUUAUUUUGAUAGUGGUGGUGAAUCAGAUUGCAACGCAGUUACAGUCACUUAUGCCGAUCAAUCCAAUGUUAUUUUCCUCAAAGGUCCGGCUAGUUUCAAUUUCUUACCAGAUGACGAUGCUCAAGCUGGGUUCCAACACAUUAUAAGUUGGUUGCAGAUAUUGGAAGGCGUUCAAAUCAAGAAUCUGUCAUUAGGUCAGCUAAAAUAUUAG
Molecule: messenger RNA, 1923 nt
Organism: Cicer arietinum (chickpea)
Lineage: Eukaryota; Viridiplantae; Streptophyta; Magnoliopsida; Fabales; Fabaceae
Source: RefSeq, a predicted model, not a curated record